GCCCCUCAUGUCUCAGACCUCAUCAUUUUGUCAUUUCUCCAGGGAAGCCCCUGUCUGCCUCCAGGGAUCAUGGAAAUGGAAAUGAAGGGCCUCUCCCAAACACACUCAUCUCCCCAGAGAUGCUCACCAGAAAGGCAUCAUUAUUUUCAGUAACUGGCAACUGGGGCAAAGUUUCUCAAACUAUGAUUAGCUCCCCAGUGUGCAGUGUCACUGUUACUACAGGUGACAUGAUAACUGCAGCCCUGUGGGGAGGUGAGGUCACAGGAUCACAAAGCAUAUCUCUCAGACCUGGCUGCCCCCUCCCACACACUCACUGGCUGUGCUGACCUGAUUGUGAUCCCUGAGCCCAUCAGCACUGGAAGGAACUCAGGAUUCUCACACUGAAUGAGAUUGUCAGUUAUUGGAAGAUAACAAAUGGCCUCCAGGGAUGUGGCAAUAGGAAUGAUCUUUUUAUCUCAGACUACGGUUGGAUUGCUGGGGAAUUUCCUUCUUCUUUUCCAUUACAGUUUCCUUUAUUACACCAGAGGCACUUUAAGAUUCACAGAUUUGGUUCUUGAGCACCUCAGUGUAGCCAACUUCUUGGUCAUAUUCUCCAAAGGAGUCCCACACACAGUGACAGCUUUGGGGUUGGAACAUAUAUGGAAUGACUUUGUGUGCAAACUUGUUUUCUAUGUUCACAGAGUGGGCAGGGGUGUGUGCAUGGGCACCACCUGUCUCUUGAGUGUCUUCCAGGCCAUCACCAUCAGCCCCACAGGCUCCAGGUGGGCACAGCUGAAACAACAAGCUCCUCAAUGCAUUGGGCCCAUCAGUAUCCUGUGCUGGAUACAGAACAUGCUGGUAAAUACCAUUAUUCUUCAGGCUGUGACUGGCCAGGAGAACAGGAGAAACAACACAAGGGACAAGGUUUUGGGAUACUGUACUCUAUUAGAUUUUGACAACACUAUUUUGGGAUUUAUACAUAUUAUGUUGUUUUCAUCCUAUGAUGUUUUGUGUUUGGGACUCAUGACCUGGGCCAGCGGCUCCAUGGUUUGCAUCCUGCGCAGGCACAAGCAGCAGGUGCAACACAUUCAUAGCACCAACCUCUCCCCCAGAUCCUCCCCUGAGUCCAGAGUCACCCAAAGCAUCCUUGUCCUGGUGAGCACCUUUGUGUCAUUUUACACCCUCUCCUCUAUCUUUACAUUAUUGCUGACCUUUUUUCCUAAUCCAGGUUUGUGGCUGGUGGACACCUCUGCACUCAUGGCUGCUUGUUUUCCUGCAGUCAGCCCCUUUCUUCUCAUGGGCCGUGACCCCAGGAUACCCAAAAUCUGCUCUGCCUGCUGCGGAAGAAAUACAAUAUUCUCUAAGCUAAUACAAUGACUGUAAAUUUUAGGUAGUUUUUCAUGAUUCACUAUGCACUGUGCAGUCAUUUAUUCUUUUCUUGCAGAGGUUCAACCACCACAGUGGUUAUGUGAUCAGUCACAUAAGAGACAGUGUGUGAACCCAGAUCUAGACCCUGCCCUCCUAGGAUUUAUCACAUGGUAUCGAUAGUAGA
This is a messenger RNA of Microcebus murinus (gray mouse lemur), 1531 nucleotides long. The record is from RefSeq and is a predicted model, not a curated record. Lineage: Eukaryota; Metazoa; Chordata; Mammalia; Primates; Cheirogaleidae.